AUGCUGCAGGAGGCGGCGCGGUCGGUGGCGGCUCUCAAGCAGCCCGCAGCACUGAAGGACGUGCGCGAGGUGGGGGAGGAGGGGGCCGGGGCCGAGGGGGAGUGGUAUAACGGGGUCCUGGGUGAGGGGGAGGAGGUGCUGGCGUCACCGGGUGACGCCAUCAAGCAGCACGCGCAGCAGGACGGCGGGCAGGCGCCAGACCUUGCCAAGCUGGUGCUCAAGUACAAGGACCAGCCCAAGGCUGAGGAGGAGGGCGGCGCCCUGGAGGCCGCCAAGAAGAAGCGCAAGGCGGAGGGCGGCGGCGAUGAGGGCCACCGCCACAAGGAGAAGAAACACAAGAAAGAGAAGAAGGAGAAGAAAGAGAAGAAGGAGAAGAAGGAGAAGAGGAAGAAGCACCGCGAUGAGGAGGACAGCGACUGA
Messenger RNA from Monoraphidium neglectum, 420 nucleotides. RefSeq lists its product as hypothetical. The record is from RefSeq and is a predicted model, not a curated record. The coding region runs from base 1 to 420 and encodes 139 amino acids. The transcript has 4 exons. Lineage: Eukaryota; Viridiplantae; Chlorophyta; Chlorophyceae; Sphaeropleales; Selenastraceae.